Phytophthora sojae is the source of this 456-nucleotide messenger RNA. RefSeq lists its product as hypothetical. The record is from RefSeq and is a predicted model, not a curated record. Bases 1 to 456 code for a protein of 151 amino acids. NCBI's taxonomy places the organism in Eukaryota, Oomycota, Peronosporomycetes, Peronosporales, Peronosporaceae. The transcript has a single exon.
AUGGACGACUGGGCUGCCGUCAUCGACAUUCUGUCUAAUCUCCGGAGCGAAACAUUCAAGCCUACCAUAGGCAUGUACACCAGGGCUUUCAACGAAUGCUCGAGCCGCGGUCACCUGAGCACGGCGGUUGGCAUCUACAACGUGAUGCCAGAAUCUCUUCGAGCUCAACUAUCGCCAACGAGCUUGCUUGUAGUGAUUCGCGCUCAUGCGCGCUCUGACAGGAAGGAGCUGCAGCUGCGUGCCUCGGACAUCAUCAAUGACUUCAGGCAUACGUUUUCGCCAAAGAAGCGCAAGGCAAUCGAGGAGGAGGUGCAGCAUACUAUCCAAGAGGUGGUGGUUCGGGAAUGCGUGGACGCGAUGGCGGAAUCCGCUGAUAGGAUCGAGAAAGCUUCGUCGUCUGGUACAGCGGAUAGCAAGGGGAUUCUUGGGUAUUUUUCGUCGCUCUUCAAGCGUUAG